Messenger RNA from Myripristis murdjan (pinecone soldierfish), 3231 nucleotides. RefSeq names its product immunoglobulin mu DNA binding protein 2 (gene ighmbp2). The transcript is spliced from 16 exons. Gene Ontology annotation, cellular component: nucleus; cytoplasm. Gene Ontology annotation, molecular function: 5'-3' DNA helicase activity; DNA binding; ATP binding. The coding region runs from base 142 to 3099 and encodes 985 amino acids. The record is from RefSeq and is a predicted model, not a curated record. NCBI's taxonomy places the organism in Eukaryota, Metazoa, Chordata, Actinopteri, Holocentriformes, Holocentridae.
AUAACAUGUGAGCCUGUCAAAGAAGACAGUACUUACAUGGUCACAGCCACCACAGGUGUUUAGUCACUACACUUUAUAAUAUUUACCACAUGGUCACCUGCUGCCCUGCCCUCUGCCGCUUUGCUCUCCUCUCAGUGAGCUAUGGAAAUUGAACAGUUUGUGUCCAAAACACUCGAGCUUCUGCAGGAGGAGAGAGAGGCUGAGAUAGAGGAGACCAGGGUAUGGCAGGAAAACAUAGCGCUCAAGGAUCUUCAAAGCAAAGGAGUAUGCCUGCUGAAGUUACAGAUAGGAAGUCAGUCCACAGGCCUGUAUGGUCGCACCGUGGUCACCCUGGAGCCAAGAAAACACAUCGGCAUCUCAGUGCUGCCAAGUAACAGCUUUGGACCUGGGGACAUCGUUGGCUUGUAUGAGACUGGUGGAUUCAGUACAGCCUCUCAGAUUGGCACAGGGAUAGUGACAAGAGUCAGUCAAGCAUCCAUAAGUGUGGCCUUUGAGGACUCUCAGGAUGGCCUCGGUGUUGACAGCGAUUCUCUUUACAACCUCUUCAAGCUGGCAAACGAUGUUACCUACAAACGAAUGAAACAUGCCUUGAAUGCUCUGAAUGGAUACAGCAAUGGACCAGCUGCCAAUUUGAUAAAUGUUCUCUUUGGAUACUCACAACCUGGUUCUCAAUCACAGCCAGCUGAAGUAGCAUUCUUGAACUCGGACCUGGAUGAUUCCCAGAGAGAGGCUGUUUCUUUUGCCCUGUCUCAGAGAGAGGUGGCUGUGAUCCAUGGGCCACCAGGCACCGGCAAAACUACCACAGUGGUGGAGAUCAUCCUCCAAGCAGUCAAACAAGGCCAAAAGAUCCUCUGCUGUGCCUCCUCUAAUGUGGCUGUGGAUAACCUGGUGGAGAGGCUAGCCAGGUGCCACGCUAAGGUCCUGAGACUGGGUCAUCCUGCCAGACUGCUGGAGUCAAUACAGAAACAUUCGCUGGAUGCUGUCCUCGCCCACAGCGACAACACAAACAUCAUCGCUGACAUUCGUAAAGACAUUGAUAAAGCUUUUGUGAGAAUGAAGAAGGUGCAUGACAAAGGGGAGCGGUUCAACUUCAAAAGGGAAGUAGGGGAGUUGAGAAAAGAGCUGAGAACCAGGGAAGCAGCGGCCAUCACCCAGAUCCUGAAAAGUGCUGAUGUCGUGUUAGCAACCAACACAGGCGCAUGUGAUGACGGGCCUCUGAAGUACCUGCCAGCAGACCAUUUUGACUGGGUGGUGAUAGACGAAUGCGCCCAGGCCCUGGAGAGCAGCUGCUGGAUCGCCCUCCUGAGAGCACGCAAAUGUAUUUUGGCUGGAGAUUACAAGCAGCUACCACCCACUAUCAAAUCACAAACGGCUGCAGUAAAAGGCUUGUCUGUAAGUCUCAUGGAGAGACUCAUCCAGAAGUACGGGGACUCUGUGGUGCGAAUGCUCACUGUGCAGUACCGCAUGAACAGUGCCAUCAUGGAGUGGGCCUCCAAAGAGAUGUACCAAGGAAGACUGACUGCUCAUAGCUCUGUGGAGAGACACUUGUUGAAAGAUCUGCCGGGAGUUUCCUGUGUUGAAGAGACCAGCACCCCCCUGCUUCUUAUUGACACUGCAGGCUGUGGCCUGAGUGAAAUGGAAGUCACUGAUGAGCAGUCAAAAGGCAAUCAAGGUGAAGUCGACAUUGUUGAACUACACAUAAAAGCAUUGACUGAAGCUGGAAUAAAAGCUAGAGACAUAGCUGUCAUUGCCCCAUACAAUUUACAAGUUGAACUUCUGCGUCAGAAACUUUCCACAAGGCACCCGGAGCUAGAAAUCAAGUCGGUGGAUGGAUUCCAGGGCCGAGAGAAAGAGGCCGUGGUGUUGUCGUUAGUUCGGUCAAACAGAAAAGGUGAAGUUGGAUUUCUAGCUGAGGACAGAAGGAUAAAUGUGGCUGUCACUCGUGCCAGACGCCACCUUGCUGUAGUGUGCGACACACAGACUGUUCAGAAUCAUGCCUUCCUCAAGUCUCUGAUCGAUCAUAUGACUGAGUGUGGAGAGGUCAGAACAGCGUUUGAGUAUCUGCAGGACAUUGUGCCGCAGAACUACACUCGCGACCACAAAGACACCAAGGCCAGUGCUUCAGCUAGCAGCUCCUCAUCUACCAAACAGAAGGCGAAAAAUCAGGCUCCGGUCAAGGCAAAACAAGGACAGAAGAAACCUGGUAAGGAAGAUGCUGCCCGCUCAGAUAAGCACACAAAAUCCUGCUCAUCAGCACUGACAGAAGAGGAACGAACCAAAAACAGAAGUGCUGAGAUCAGAGAGCAGGUGGAGAGAUUCCUGAAGGACCAAAAUCAGAGUGAGCUACAGUUCCCAUCAUCCUUCAGCUCUCAUGACCGCCUGCUGGUCCACCAGAUCUCUGAGGAGCUGGGCCUCAGCCAUGAGAGCAAAGGGGAGGGCAAAGACAGGUGUAUCAUCAUCUCCAGACCGCUCAAAUCAAAACCAGUCGAGGAGCCGACACAAUUAGAAGCUGUCCAGGAAGAAGAAACGGUCCCAGAACCCCAAGAAAAACCUCUGUGUCAACCUCCAUUAGACCUUAAAAGUUUACAUCUGGAGCGAAUGAAGAGGGAGCAGCAGAAAAGGGAAGAAAAUGCUCAAAAAAAGCAGGACAGCAUUCGCACAGCACCAAGUCAGUCUUCAAAGAAACCCAAGUCAGCUAAAGGAAAGAACUGUACCAAGGCUGGUGCCUGUGACAUUGCUGCUGCAGCUGGUGCAGAUGACAACUUUGAUGCACUUAUUACUGCUGUGAUGAAGGCUGACAGUGUGUGUAGUUUUGUCAAGUGUAAAGCCUCUGUGCUGACCCUGGGUCAGCUCUGCCUGUUUUGCAACAGGCAGUAUUGUCUCAGUCACCACAUACCUGAGGUUCACGGCUGUGGGGAUAAAGCCAAGUCCCAUGCACGGAUGAGGAUAAGCAAGGAAGGUGUUCUCUAUGCUGGUAGUGGGAAGAAAGACAAAUCUAUGGACCCCAAUAAGAAGGCCUAUCUACAAAGGAAACUGGACUCCAAACUGAAGGAUAUGGCAUCUCAAAGGAAAACAAAAAGCAAAGACAAGGACAAUUAAAGCUGUCAAAAUAACAUGUAUAAUUUAAUAGAAUUGAAUUGAUUUUUUGAUGCUAGAUCAAACUGUGCACUAUUUCUUCAACAGUGGCAUGUUUGUAAAUUUGUGUGAUGAAAUAUAAGGCACAUGAAUGUA